UAUUGUUGCUGUCUACAAAUAUUUGGCUGCAGUAAAACAAAUGACGCCUGCAAAAUUUGGUGUCAAGAAACAGCUGAUCGUGUGUUGAACGCUGCGACGCACAGAAGCGAAUUUAUUUUUAGCGUAAUGGUGUCGUGAUGUGUUGGGAGGGAGCGUGCCAGCUAAAAUCUGAGAGUAAAAACUGUUUGUUCCAAACAAAGAUAAUUCGCAAAGGAAAUUGUUUACGGUAUUCUACAUGUUUGUUGCUCAGAACUUGACACUGCAGUUUUAGACAACUGAAAGUGUUUAGAGAAAACGAAAGUAGCAUAAUAAUGAAAGGUAGGAAAAGCGUGUUUCGAGAUGUUUUUCAUCAGCCAUACGACGAUAAAACAAGAAUAAAGUUAUACAACAGCAGCAAAGGAAGCCUCGAUUUAAUACAGAGACUUCGCUUACUGAAGAGCCUGCCUGUGCAUAAUGGCUGUGUGAAUUCAAUUUGUUGGAAUGAGACAGGGGAAUACAUCCUUUCAGGCUCAGAUGAUCAACAUCUUGUUGUAACACAUGGUUACAAUUAUAAGGUUCUUACUGAUCUGAAAACUAGUCACCGUGCCAACAUAUUCAGUGCUAAGUUCCUACCAAGCAGUGGUGACACAAGUAUCAUCUCAUGUUCUGGUGAUGGCAUAAUACUCUACACUGAUCUCACUAGGAAACAAGAGACAUUUUACAACCAAUUUAACUGCCAUUCUGGCACAACAUAUGAAGUGGUCACUGUUCCUAAUGAUCCUCAUUCAUUUCUGAGUUGUGGAGAAGAUGGCACUGUUCGGUGGUUCGAUCUACGCUUGAAGGAUCGAUGCAAUAAACCUCAAUGCAAGGAGGAUGUUCUUAUAUCAUGCCAGCGUGCAGUUACAGCAUUGUCUGUAAAUCCAGUAGCACCAUACCAGCUGGCAAUUGGUUGCUCAGAUAGCACAGUGCGAAUGUUUGAUCGCCGCACACUUGGGACUAAAGCAUCAGGUUGGACGGACACAGGAUCAUCAUUGAGGCCCCUUUGUUCAUUCACGGUACCUGGACUUGAGAAUCGAUCAUUUCGUAUUACGUCACUCUGCUUUAGUCCAGCUGGCGAAGAUGUCCUUGUCAGUUACUCAUCUGACCAUCUCUAUCUUUUUUGCGUCAAGGAGCAGGGAGGGUCCACACUAAAAUCCACCCCACCAUGUUCAGAGAAGGGGAAAAAACCUAUUCAGCGCUCUCCACCACCAGUACGGCGACUUCGUCUAAGAGGCGACUGGUCUGAUACUGGACCAGAUGCUCGACCGGAAAGAGAAGGUGGUCGCCGUGGAGCAGAAGUAGCACAGGCACGCCCAACACUCCAUGCAACUUUAAUGCAGCGGAUGACAGAUGUCCUGUCACGCAUGCUCAAUGACCCUGCAACGCGGGCUGCUCUGAGUGGUGGUGGCGAAGACUCGUUGGAGGGUGGAGCUGGAGAGCCUGCUGAACGGCGCUUCUCGGCACUCUCUCUUGAUCCAGCACAGCCUGAUUCCAGCUCUGCUGCUGGUGCCACAUCACCCACUCCGUCAGGACAAGAAGGCAGCAGCUCUGCUGCGACACCAGCAGAAACUGAAGAGCCACAGCCCAGUGACAGCACUUCAUCUGAAGAAGCUCCAGAUGCAGCUCUUCUACAGAAUAAGAUCAGCAACUUACAGGAUCAGCUAACAUGUAUGAGAGAUGGCUUCAUAGAGAGACAUGGCGUUGAACCUGCUGUUCGCCUUGUGUACUCUGACAAAAGUUCGUCAAGCGGUACAAUCUCAUUAGGUGUGGGCGAUGAACUUGCACGUGAAAGAUCGCCUACCGCAAUAGUUGAGAGCAACGGAACAGAAGAGCAGAUGGACAGUACUGUUUCAGAGGCAGAUAAAGAUAACAGAGUUUCUGAAGGAUCUACAGAACCUGAUGGAGCAGUUCCUGGUCCUAGCAGGGUGCAAGACGACAUCCCAGCAGAUGGUCAGCCACAAGCUUUUGCUGAUGGUGAAGAUGAGUACAAUGACAGUGAUGAUGAUGAUCUCUUGCUUAAUGCUAGUAGAAGGUUUGUUCAUCCUAUUGAGGAUCACAUGGAUGAGGCAGUUAAUGCAAUCAGGAAUGCAAAAGAAGAUGCAUUUGAUGAGUGCAGUAUACCACAGCCUUCUAUAAAAAAGAAAUUUACUGGACACAGAAAUGCCAGAACAAUGAUAAAAGAGGCAACUUUUUGGGGUGAAGAUUAUGUGCUUUCAGGAUCAGAUUGUGGCCAUGUUUUUAUUUGGGACCGUUUGACUGGCUCAUUGGUCAUGCUUUUGGAAGCUGAUCAUCAUGUUGUCAAUUGUCUCCAGCCACAUCCUGUUCUACCAGUGCUAGCAACCUCUGGUAUUGACUAUGAUGUGAAGCUUUGGGCUCCACUUCGUGAGGAAGCCAGUUUUGAUGCCGAACUGGCGGAAACACUAACAAAGCGGAACGAAAUCAUGCUGGAAGAGACAAAGGAUACAAUCACCGUGCCAGCUUCCUUCAUGAUCCGUAUGCUUGCCUGCCUUAAUCAGAUCCGUCGAGGUGGCCGAAAUCGUGCCCGUUCACGAAGAAAUAAUGGAGACGAUAACACCAAUUGAUAUCUCAGUGGCUUAUCUGCAGCAGUGUUUAUAGAUUUUUUUAUGUGUAAUUUGAUUCAGUUUGAACUUCCUGGCAGCUCAACUCUACAAAAUAAAACCAUUUCCAUAAUUUAUUUUUCAUUUUAUCUUAAAUUUACUGAUUGCAGAACAGCAACCAGUAGUCCAAACAUUGUUUCUUUUGCCAUCGUUGUAUGUCUUACAUUUUACUUUGGAUUUUAUCUCACAGUGAUUUCUGUUUGCAUGUAAUGAUAUUUUUUUGUUUCUGUGUAGUAGUAAAAUGUUUUUGCUACUGUUUUGUCCUUGUUUCAUUAUUCCUAAUUUGUCAGUAAGAGUUUCCAUAUUGUAUACAAUGGCAUAGCAACUAGUACGUGAAAAAUAGGAAACAUCAUAUCGAAGGGUCAAAUCUCAGAAGUGAUAACAUAAAUAUUCAGUAAUUCACUAAGCCAUUAUCUUGCAUAUUUUGUGAAUAUUUUCAGAAGCUACUUUCAGUUAUGCUUUUAUUCUUUUUGUAGUUGUUUUUUGUGUGGUAAAGAUCUAAACAACAUUCCUUUUUUAAAUUUUGACAGACACAAUAUGCAUUCUGGUACUACCUUUUGUCCUUUACUUUGAUGAGUUAUUUGUAGUUAAGAAGUUUUGCUCAAUACUAGUCAUAGAGCUGCACAGGAAGGUAGAAUAAUUGUCAGAUUCAUGAAAUAUUUUUGGUGAAUGAACAAUACCAAACUGUACAUAAAGUUUAAUUUUUUGUAAGGUAAUUUAAAUACAAUACCUUUUCCACCAAAUUUCAGAAUUAAAUUACUGAAUGUGGUGGUUAUUAAUAGAAAAUUUAUGUUUUGUUGUUGGAAUGUUGAAAUACAACUAAAAUUACACCAUUUGGUUGCCUGAUAUUGUAAUUCUUAAUACACUGUUGAAGGUAUGAAGUUUUGUGUACAUUGUGUACCACAUUUCCCCAUCCCGAAUUAAAAUGAGGUAUUAAAAUGAAACUCUUAACAUAAUUGAUAUAAGAAUUUUGAAAAUUGUUGUUUCAGAGGCACUUAUUGUGAGGAAUACGACUGUGGUGGGUUAAAAGAUAGGCACUGGAUAGGGUGUGUCGAAUAUUAUGAGGAGCAGUCUAAUUAAAAUGAGACAGUCGGCAAAAAAAAAAAAAA
Schistocerca piceifrons (Central American locust) is the source of this 3745-nucleotide messenger RNA. Its product is annotated as DDB1- and CUL4-associated factor 6-like. The transcript is spliced from 15 exons. Bases 312 to 2600 code for a protein of 762 amino acids. Gene Ontology annotation, biological process: positive regulation of transcription by RNA polymerase II. Gene Ontology annotation, cellular component: cytoplasm; Cul4-RING E3 ubiquitin ligase complex. The record is from RefSeq and is a predicted model, not a curated record. Gene Ontology annotation, molecular function: protein binding. NCBI's taxonomy places the organism in Eukaryota, Metazoa, Arthropoda, Insecta, Orthoptera, Acrididae.